Messenger RNA from Ziziphus jujuba (common jujube), 1898 nucleotides. Its product is annotated as AAA-ATPase ASD, mitochondrial. Bases 128 to 1723 code for a protein of 531 amino acids. Gene Ontology annotation, molecular function: ATP hydrolysis activity; ATP binding. NCBI's taxonomy places the organism in Eukaryota, Viridiplantae, Streptophyta, Magnoliopsida, Rosales, Rhamnaceae. The record is from RefSeq and is a predicted model, not a curated record. The transcript has a single exon.
UAAAUUAUUAUAAAAUAUACACUUCUAAUAUUAGACUUUCUCAAUUCAUCAUAGAUACCUUCAACUUGUCAUUCCAAUUCUCUAUACCAAACAACUCUGUUCUUUUUUUCCUCAAACGUUGUUUCAAAUGGAUUCCUCCUUGAUUUCUUUCUUUCUCACACUCUUAAACCAAAACAUGCAUGCCAAAUUCCUUUCCAAAACCUCAAGAACAACAUCCCCACAAGAAACCAUGAAACUAGUGCCUGCAAAAAGAGCACAAACACUUGCAACAAUGGGGUCAACCAUAGCCACUUUCACCUUUGUUUGGGCUAUCAUUUGCCAAUACUGUCCUUACGAAAUCCGCCAUAUGAUAGAAAAGCUCAAGCAAAAGAUCAAGGACUAUUUCUACCCUUAUAUCCGGAUCACAAUCCACGAAUUCACUGGCCAUGAUCGCGAUCGGAUGAUGAAGCGCAGUGAAGGCUAUGCCGCGGUUGAAGCUUAUCUGAGCUCCAACUCCUCAGCCAAUGCCAACAGACUCAAAGCCGAGAAGGAAACCGAUACGAGCUGCUUGAUUCUGAGCAUGGGUAGGGAUCAGAUUCUGAGUGAUGAAUUCCAAGGUGCAAAAGUUUGGUGGGUGUUGAAGAAAUUGUCCUCACACAGAGUAGCUUAUGAGCAGAAGUACUACGAGCUCACUUUCAAUAAGCGUCACCGAGAAAUAAUCACCAAGUAUUAUCUAGAUCAUGUCAUAAAGGAAGGGAAAGAGAUCAGGAUCGGAAACAGGCAGAGGAAACUAUACACCAAUUGUUCUGGUGGAUUAAAAUGGUCAGCUUACCAGCCAACAAUAUGGAGUCACAUAGUGUUUGAGCACCCUGCUAGCUUCGAAAAAAUGGCAAUGGAAGCAGAGAGGAAACAGGAGAUUAUUGAUGAUUUAUUGACUUUCAGGAAUGGAAAAGAUUACUAUGCAAGUAUUGGGAAAGCUUGGAAGAGAGGUUACUUGCUCUAUGGUCCACCAGGGACUGGUAAAUCAACCAUGAUUGCUGCUAUGGCUAAUCUGCUUGGCUAUGAUAUUUAUGAUCUUGAGCUCACUUCUGUGAAGGACAAUACAGAGCUAAGAAGGCUUUUGAUUGAGACUACUGGGAAAUCAAUAAUUGUGAUUGAAGAUAUUGAUUGCUCGCUUGAUCUUACAGAUCAGAGGAAGAAGAAAACAGAGAAAGUUUCAGAAGCAGAACAGAAAGAGAUUAAGAAAGAAGCAAGAGAUGAGGGAAGCAAAGUGACACUGUCAGGGCUGUUGAAUUUCAUUGAUGGUUUAUGGUCUUCUUGUGGGGGUGAGAGGAUCGUGGUUUUCACUACAAAUUAUGUGGAAAAACUCGAUCCGGCAUUGAUUAGAAGGGGUCGGAUGGACAAGUAUAUUGAGCUUAGUUAUUGCAGUUUCGAAGGUUUCAAAGUGCUUGCCAAGAACUAUUUGAAACUUGAAAACCAUCAAAUGUUUGAUAAAAUUGAAAAGCUGAUGAUGGAGACCAAGCUCACCCCCGCUGAUGUUGCUGAGAACCUCAUGCCCAAAUCACAUAGGGAUGAUCCAGAGAAGUGUCUUACAAACUUGAUAAGAGCUAUGGAAAAAGCAAGAAAAAGAGCAGAAGCUGACAGGAAGAAAGACGAAGAGGGAGCAUCAUCAAAAGAGAAUGAGACAAAGCAGCCACCAACUGUCAAAGACAUUGAAGAAAAUGAAUAUAAUAAACCAGUGUAGUGGUAUUAGGAAAAUAAAGAAGUUGAGUGCUGAUUAAAGACAAUGCACCAUGUCCAAUAUAUAUAUAUAUAUAUAUAUGUGUGUGUGUGUGUGUACUAUAUAACAUUUCAUGGUGACAGAGUUGAACUACCUUACUAGACUUUGUCCUUUAUUUAUAUAUUUGUUAAUUUUUUUA